CGAUUGUUUAUAUCAGUGGUCAGCCAUUUUGUUGACAGAAAGAAAGGUACCAUUUACGUCUGAGUUUAAUUUAUCUGGAUCUUCUGCAAAAAUGAAGUGGGAGUAUAAAGAAGAACAUUCCUUUGAAAAAAGAAGGGCGGAGGGAGAAAAAAUCAGAAAGAAGUACCCCGACAGAGUCCCUGUCAUUGUAGAAAAGGCACCAAAGGCUCGCGUUGGAGAUUUGGACAAGAAGAAAUAUUUAGUUCCUUCAGAUUUAACUGUUGGACAAUUUUAUUUCUUGAUCAGAAAAAGAAUUCACUUGAGACCAGAGGAUGCUUUGUUUUUCUUCGUCAAUAAUGUUAUUCCACCUACCAGUGCCACAAUGGGAUCCCUAUAUCAAGAGCAUCAUGAGGAGGACUUCUUUCUGUAUAUCGCCUACAGUGAUGAAAGUGUGUACGGUGCAUAAAUAUCUUCUGUGAUUGGAUUGCGAAUUGGACUAUGGAACGGAUCAUUAAACUAUGAAAACAACAUGAAAUAUUUUGCAAUGUCUUAUUUGGCAUCAUUUGUCGAGAUAAUUACAGCAUGUCACUUGUUGUUUGCUUUUAUUUGUACAUUGUAUUAAAAUAUUAUAAGGUAAAUUUAUUGUGACACCAACAGGUGAAAGAUUUAUUGUGAUUAUAGAUAGCAACUUUAAGCUGAUUGUUGAUACAGCAAAAAAAAAAGAUAAAAAGAAAAAUAAACCCAAAAAUAAAAUUUGAAUUUUUAUUUAUAGUUAUAUAGAUCCUCUGAUCUAGAUUUUUGAGCAUUCUACUCCUAACUUUUGGGAAACAAUUUUUCUAUCUUUAAUCUGGUGUAUGUUUACAUGUUCAUUUAUGUUGAAUAAUCUUUAUCAUGUAAAUGGUUAUUAAUAAACUUUUUUAAAAAAAAUACAUAAAA
Magallana angulata is the source of this 915-nucleotide messenger RNA. Its product is annotated as gamma-aminobutyric acid receptor-associated protein. Gene Ontology annotation, cellular component: autophagosome membrane; autophagosome; cytosol. Gene Ontology annotation, molecular function: GABA receptor binding; ubiquitin protein ligase binding. Bases 92 to 445 code for a protein of 117 amino acids. The transcript is spliced from 3 exons. The record is from RefSeq and is a predicted model, not a curated record. Lineage: Eukaryota; Metazoa; Mollusca; Bivalvia; Ostreida; Ostreidae. Gene Ontology annotation, biological process: macroautophagy; cellular response to nitrogen starvation; autophagy of mitochondrion.